Salmo salar (Atlantic salmon) is the source of this 5220-nucleotide messenger RNA. RefSeq names its product cyclin-dependent kinase 14. NCBI's taxonomy places the organism in Eukaryota, Metazoa, Chordata, Actinopteri, Salmoniformes, Salmonidae. Gene Ontology annotation, cellular component: cytosol; cytoplasm; nucleus. Gene Ontology annotation, molecular function: cyclin binding; ATP binding; cyclin-dependent protein serine/threonine kinase activity. The record is from RefSeq and is a predicted model, not a curated record. Gene Ontology annotation, biological process: protein phosphorylation.
ACUGUACUGUGCUAUACAGGGAGAAGAGAGAGAGAUAGAGGAGAGAUAUACACAAUCGAUAGUGUUUGAGCCCCGUCUCUCCCUGUUGCCAACCCCAGCUCAGUGCACGCAUGGUCUAACCCAGCUACACUGCUACACUGCUAUUGCUAAUGCUGCAGACACUGCUGCUGCUGCUGCCACAGUCUGCUUCCUCAAACUCCACCGGCCGCACCAUCUCUCAUCGCUAAACGGGGGCCGCCGGCGCUCCAGGAUCGCUGACAUGGACACAGGAGAACCCCUCAGCCAUCUGCUGCGUCACAGCCUGUCUCCUAACGCACCUCUCGUCUCAAAUCACAACACAUCAUCUCUCUCCGCUCAGCGCCCGGGAGGAUUGUGACGCGUCAGUCUGCCACUUCCCCCCCUCCAGUUUCACUCCCCCCUGUGUUGUAGUACAAUCUCCUCGUUUCCAACCUGCCAGGGCUAGCGGGAGAGAGAGGAAGAGAGAGAGAGAGCAAGGGAUAGAGAGGGAGAUGUUUUGAGUUUGUUAGCAUGGAAAUGAGAGGAGAGUGAUUGGUGUUAGUGGUGCGGUGUGUUUCGUCUGCUCUCCAGAGAAUCCCAGGUGAGCUGUGUCCUGCUAUAAGAUAUGCGUCACAAAGAUGUCCACACGCAGCGGCCAGGGAAAGGACUCGGUCAUCACGCCCCUGGACACCAUCCCUGAGGACAGGAAGGUAAGGGUUCAGCGGACACAGAGUGGUUUCGACGCUUUUGAGAAACCCGCCAGCCAGGUGAAGAGGGUGCACUCAGAGAACAAUGCCUGUAUCUCCUCCAAGGCCUCCUCUACUGGGAAAGAGUCGCCCAAACUGCGCCGACACUCCAGCCCCAGCUCUCCCACAAGCCCCAAGUUUGGGAAGGCUGAUUCCUAUGAGAAGCUUGAGAAACUGGGAGAAGGCUCAUACGCUACAGUAUACAAAGGGAAAAGCAAGGUGAACGGCAAGCUGGUAGCCCUGAAAGUGAUUCGUCUGCAGGAGGAGGAGGGGACACCGUUCACCGCCAUCAGAGAAGCAUCUCUUCUGAAAGGUCUGAAGCACUCCAACAUCGUGCUGCUCCAUGACAUCAUCCACACCAAGGAAACCCUGACGCUGGUCUUUGAGUAUGUGCACACAGACCUGUGCCAGUACAUGGACAGGCACCCAGGAGGACUGCAUCCAGACAAUGUGAAGUUGUUCCUGUACCAGUUGCUGAGAGGUCUGUCCUACAUCCACCAGAGGUAUAUCCUGCACCGUGACCUCAAGCCUCAGAACCUGCUCAUCUCUGACACUGGAGAACUCAAACUGGCCGACUUCGGUCUGGCACGAGCUAAGUCAGUCCCCAGCCACACCUACUCCAAUGAGGUGGUGACCCUGUGGUACCGCCCCCCUGAUGUCCUCCUGGGAUCCACAGACUACUCCACCUGCCUGGACAUGUGGGGUGUGGGCUGCAUCUUCAUCGAGAUGAUCCAAGGAGUGGCAGCUUUCCCUGGGAUGAAGGAUAUCCAGGAUCAGCUGGAGAGGAUAUUCCUGGUCCUAGGCACCCCCUGUGAGGAUACCUGGCCAGGGGUCCACUCUCUGCCCCACUUCAAACCAGACAGCUUUACUGUCUACAGUUCCAAGAAGCUCAGACAAGCAUGGAAUAAGUUGGGCUAUGUGGACCAUGCUGAGGAGUUAGCCUCUAGGUUCCUCCAGUGCUUCCCAAAGAACCGUCUGUCUGCUCAGGCAGCUCUCCAGCACGAGUACUUCAGCCACCUUCCUCCACGGCUCUGGGAGAUCUCAGACAUGGCUACUAUCUUCACGGUACCAAAUGUCAAGCUGCAGGUGGAGUCAGGUGACAGUAUACAGGUGUGUACCAGGACCAGCUCCAGCCAUGCUAAAGGACCGUCCAGCAGCAAACACUGACUGGGGCAGACUGCCCCACAGCUAGCCAGGUUGCUGCUGUGGUCAGUCCAAGAGAGAAGGACAAAGACACUGAGAUGGAGGAGCCACCGGGAUCACAUACCCUCUUCUGUUUCUUUAACUUAUUACUUUUCCAACCGUGUGUGUGGUGUGUGUGUGUGUUUGUGUGCCUGAGUGUAUACAUUUUGGUGGGUGACACCUCCAAUUUCAGUUUUAUAAUUUGCAAUUUUUGUUGACUUUUAUAAUGUUAUGAUACUCAUAUAUCGUUGACACAUUUACAAUACCCUUAAUCAUCAAGGGUCUUUACAAUACUAUUGAUGCAUACUGUGGCUUGUGUUUCUAACUACCAAUGUAAGAAUGUAUAUUUGUAUGUACAGUAUACUCAUAUUUAGAAAAUAUAUCAUGGACUCCAAGAAAGCUUAAAUUCUUUCACUUGCAUGCAUUCACGCACGCAUGCACAAACUCACACGUACACAAACACAGAUACACACCCCCUGGACAGUUUAACUCACAACACAAACUUUAACUUAGAAUGACAAGCGGUAGUAAUGUUUCUCUUUACCUUUGACCUGUUCCUCCUCUGUAACUGUCAGGCCAGAGUCAAAUGACAUCAAAUCAAUAAUAAUUAUAAGAGCAAUGUUAGUAAUCCUGUAAUAGUGAUAUUGGUGAUAAUAAACCAUUAGUCUCUGCUAGAGAUGAUGCAUACACACAAAGCAAUGAGCACCGAUGACAUCGUGAAGAGUCACAUGUUAUAUGUUACAUUCGCUGUGGUUCGUCUCAGUGUGUGUGUGUGUGUGUGUGUGUGUGUGUGUGUGUGUGUGUGUGUGUGUGUGUGUGUGUGUGUGUGUUAUAUCUGUGUGGUUGCGUGUGCAUCAAACAUGGGCAAUAUGGGCUAUACCCUUUCAUUGGUGCUUCCAUGUAGGCCAUGAGGUACUGUUAUCUAUACCGCAUCCUGUUGUACACUGUAUCUAGAUGGUAAAACACAAUGGCAAUAGGCUCAGUGGGAUUUUGAUCUCUUGGUUACUUCGACCCAUGACAAUCCUCUUCUCCUUCACGUCCUUUGAUACCGUCCAGUAAUGUACUGUAUAUCAGACAUCAUCGUCUGUUUGUCUCAGCUAUCACAUUAAUAAAAUUAUUAGGAGCACUUUUUAUGAUAUCGUAUGAUAUUGAUCUAACAAAUUGUUUUGUUUCUUGGGUACUAUGUUACAUUGGCUGGUACAAAGAUCUCUUUGUGUUCGAUUUUCAGCUGGGUGUUGUUUUGUGUAAAAAUAUCUGCUCAUAUUAGUCAUGUGUGAGCUAGGUAAUAUAGCAAUGACCAGUAACAUGGAGAAUAUGGGUUCACUUUUUAUGGAUUGAUUUGAAAUCUACCACUAAUCUGAAUGGGCCUGUACUGUUCACAAGUAGAGGAGGGGGAGGAGAGUUCUGAAUGAGACAUCAUGGACACACACUGACUAUCAGGAGAGAUUACACACACACACACACACACACACACACACACACACACACACACACACACACACACACAUGCUCACACACACACACACACACACACACAUGAGAACACAUGAGAGACAGUCACAGGUAUAAUACUGUAGACACUUGGCCACACACAGUCCCUCUCCACCCCUGCCUCACCUGCUAGUCUAUCAUCGAGGGAGGAGGAAGAGGAGGAGGAGACACUAAAAAGAAAGGAGUCUUGUAGAAGGCUUUGACAUGAUUCGCCAUAUGGCCAAGUCCAUGUUAUGGUACAGCUUUAAUUGUCCCACCAUCUCUAGUGGUGGUUGGUGUGGUAUAGAGCACUCGAGGCAACGACAGAGAAACACAGUGAUAGUGACGACUUGUGUCAUUAGCUUUUUGAGAAUGCACUUUUUCAAUCUAUUUGCCCUACUGUACAUUCCAGCUUAUUAAAAAUGACACUUUUUGCACCUGUUUUGUCCUUAAUCACAUGCUCUUGCCUGCACAGACUAGAAAUAUCAGUGCCCUCCCUUGGCAACCGUAAUAUAGGCCAACAGACCCCAGUUUCCAACCCCAGUGAUGCACAGACUUUUUAAGGAGAACUACUACAGAUACUUGAAGUGAUUUUAUAGGACUUCAGUGUCAUUCCUGGUGUGGCAAGUGACUCUGUGUCGUGGUAGUGAGGAAGGGAGGAGAAUCUAGAGUGGCGUCUUAAUGUGACUAAAGCAGCGUGACAGAGGAGGGUUAAUACCAGAGAGCUCUGUUGAGAUAGAUCGCCGCUCGCUCUGCUCGGCCUUGCAUGGCUUUAUGGGAUACAGGAGGUAUUAAGCAGCUGAAUAAUUUGUUUUGAUACGUUACUCUCCUGCUUUCUGUGUGUGUGGCAUAUCACUUUUCUUUUGCCCCCUUUUUAUUUUGUGCCUUUGUGUCCCAGGAGUUUCUUCCUUUGCCGCCUGCCUGCGAUAUCACAUAAACAUGAAAAUACUGUAUAUAUUUUGGACUGCCUGCCUGCCUGCGUGGGUGGAGUUCCUGAAAGCUCUUUUUUUCUCCUUUGGGAAUUAAAAGCAUUUUCUCUAUGAAGGGAAAUCUUGGGAAAGAAGUAGUGAAAUUGCACAUUGAGCACUGUGACGGUCAAAAUGAUUAACAAUUGAAUGGGGCCUACUAUCAUUUUAAUGUUACCAUUGGUUCUUGCUUGUUAAGGUCAACUUCCAGAUGUUUAAAAAAAUGCAUUUACAAAUACACCAUUCAAAUCUGUCAUAUUUCGAGUUACAUGUCAAUAUUUAAUCAUUUUGUAUCCUUUGUUAUAAACUGUCUUACUAGGCUGUAUAUAAAAGGGGAGGGGAAACGCCUUGUGUAAAAUGUAAUAGUGACGCUUAUACUAUGUUUGCGUACAUACAGGGUCACGGGUGUCUCCUUAACGCCAUAAAAGAGAGGAUUCGUAUUAAAUAUAUAUGGAUAUAUACACAUACAGUAUAUUUUUUGGCCUUGUCAGUUUCUUAACUGCGUAGACGUACAGUAUAUGUUGGGAAAGGCGUUUUGGAACCAGACAUGCAACCCCCGCUGUACUCAACACUGAAUCUGUGUUUUACAGUAAAAAAAAAGCUUCACUUGCAUAUCUAUUUUUUCUUUUUUGUAUGAUGCUCUGAAAAUACAUCAUUUUUCACAAGUGGUUUCGGACAUAGAAGAAGUGUUACCGGUCACUUUAUAAACUGAAACUUAGAAUAUAAUAGUAGAAUAGCUGUUGCAUUACCUAUUUGUUACGACCUGUAUGUAAUGUUAUUAUGGAAGAUGUAAUGUCCUUCUGUAAAUGUUGUUUAUUGUUGGUUUACCUGAAAUAAAUAAAGUUUAUUAAUGCUUCAAA